AUGAAUUCAAUAUUGAAAAUUUUUUUUCGACAAACAGAAAAUCUUCUUUGUCUAACAAAAACAAGUAUACUUAUAUAUCAAUUACAAAAAAAUCUUACAAAUGAUAAUAUUAAUUUAUUUGAUAUUGAAAAAAAAGAUCAAUAUCAAUGUACAUUUUCAUAUGAUUUAUGUAAUGAACUUCGAUUAAUACAAAAAAAUUUACAAUCAACUUGUUUUUUACUUCAACGAACACUCUAUCGUGUUCAUGCAUUAAGACAAACACGUGGAGAAUUAUCUAUUCAAAUUAAUGAUAAUCUUAUUCUUAAAUAUAAAGAAAAUCUUUCAUAUGAAUUAGAUAAUAUUCAAGAAAAAAUUCUCUUAAUUAUAAAUGAAUAUAUGUUAAGUAAUUCACCUUUAAAUACUCUUCAAAU
Molecule: messenger RNA, 410 nt
Organism: Rotaria sordida
Lineage: Eukaryota; Metazoa; Rotifera; Eurotatoria; Philodinida; Philodinidae
Source: the annotation of a GenBank genome assembly